CUACGAGAUAGGAGAAAUACGAAUGAUCUCAAAUUCCAUAUUUUUAUUAUAAUUUGAGGAAGACAGAUGAAUUACCUAGAAUAUCUUCCAAUGAUAGUUUUAUGUGUUCUGACAAAGAAUCAUUGGUUGAAAGAGCCAAACUUCUCAUGAUAUGGAAGAAGGAAAGACACACCAACAAGCUUCUCUUCUCCCUCACUUCUUCAUGUAUCUAUGUGUCUACAAUCCUCUGUAAUAGGGAUACGAGAGUAUGAAAUAAAAGCGGUGUUACUCCUUCUCUUAUAUUUCAUGUUAAUAGUGUUGCUUAUUCCCAUCAUCGGAUAAUUAUUUACAACACAAACAACUUACACGUAGGGAUGUCAACAAAACUCGAACUCACGGGUACCCACCCGACCCAACCUGGUCAACGCGGGUAAAAUCCGUGCUGACGGGUUUGGGUUUAAACUCGUUCACUAUUCACCAGGUUGGGUUUGGGUUUAGUUAAAUCCGACCCAUGGGUACCCGUCCACACCCAUAUGAUUAAUUUCUCGGUAUAUUUAAUAUUCUAAACAACUAAUCUUAUUUAUUUUUGUGGAGACAUGUCUAAUUUUUUGUUUCUAAUUGUGUAGAAUGAAGUUGAUGUUAUUGAGUGGAGAGUAAAGAAACUUAAUUGAAAGGAAGAAGCUUUCAAUUAAUCAUGUUAUUUAAGGAUAAUUUGUGAUUUGCUUUAAUUUUUUUGAGUUUUCUAGAUUGGUGUUGAACAAUUUGUAUAUAGUUAAUUUGUGAUUUGCUUGAAUUUUCUAGAAUGGUGUUUUAAAUAUGGAUAAUUAGUAUUAAGAGAUUGAUAUUUGACUUUAAUUUUGAUAGGAACUUGUUAUUGUAAAUUUUUUACGACAAAAACCCUUGGGUACCCAUGAACCCGCGGAUACCCAGCAGGUUGGGUUUGAGUUUUUCAAACCCAGUGAGUUUUACCCCAGAUUUUUUUCACGGAUAAACCCAUGGGUUUGACUUUGGCCCAACCCGACCCAUUGCCAUCUCCACUUACACGCGUGGUUUUUGUCCGCUUUUACCGAAUUGUCCUUCUCUGGUCUCUUCUUUCUUCGCAAUUUUAAUUUCUGUACGGAUCUAUGCUCGAGCCGUCGGUUUUGUCCGUGGAGACGCCAGCAGACGACAAAGCCAUGCGUGCCCGCCUCAUCGUCAUUCGUCACUCUCGCGGGAACCAAUCGGAUGCCAUUCCAUUUCUCAACUUCAAUCUGCAACUGGAAUACCUAAUUUCUAGCCUCCGUCUUUCAAAUCGGUAAUCUUCUCUCUUCUGUCGCCGGCGAAUUUCCGACCAGUGGGAUAACUCUAUAUUCUAAUGCUUCGUUUCAAUCUCAUGUCUGAAUCAGUGUUAAAUGUUCGGGACUUCUCGCUGGAGUGGGCUUUGAAUCAAUUCAGCGAUCUGCUACGGUUUCGAGCUCGCUCUGAGUCUAGGUGGUUGGGGGACUCGCUCUCUUGGUUCUCUUCUUUCCAUUCGAAGAUUGCUCUUGGUAAUGAAAUUAAUAGAGUUUCAAUUGAGUUUCCUCGAGCCUGUAACUUAAAUCUAAGCUCUUACAAGAGUAGGAUUCCGGUUGAAGUAUCUCCAUCUGUUGGUCUCCUUUAUCUUGCUUUGGUAUGGGGUUUUACACAGUGACAAGCUUAUAUGCGUCUCUGCCAUUAGGAAAAUAGAAUUUGGUCAUUUCUAUCCGAAGGAAAUGGGUUUAGGGUGAAUUAUGAGCUUUCAAUGUGUGAAUGAUGCUGUUUUUCCUUCGAAUUUUGGAUUCGUACUUGUUGUUUUACAAUUGUGUCACUGAAGUUUUAAUCUUCGCCUCUAUUCUCUUGUAUUUUAGAAGCGUCUGGACCUUAUGGCUGAUGAGCGAAUUGAUUUUGAGGAUGAAGAAUACGGAGGGCCUCAGAAGUUGCAAUUUCAGGGAAGUGGUACUAUUCCUGCUCUUGCUGAGGAAGAGAUGGGUGAAGAUGAUGAGUAUGAUGAUCUUUAUAAUGAUGUGAAUGUUGGUGAGAAUUUCCUACAAAUGCAUCGAUCUGAUCCACCAGCCCCACCUGCUAAUGUGAGCAAUGGGGGGUUCCCAACUCAGAGUGCUACUGAUUCCAGAGUUGAAGCGGCUGGUGGCGCUGGUUCACAAGGGGUUCACAAUCCUGGAGUUGCUGCUGAAGGGAAGUACACUAAUUCUACAACACAUUUCCAAGAGACAAAGGAGGGUCCUUCCAUAGUCAAGGGACCAGAGAAAGGAUCAGCUGGCUACCCAGAUGGAUCUGUUUCACUAAAAGGAAAGGCCAUGGAGAUGCCAAAUGAUACUCAAGUUCGAAAUGUGGGAUUUCAAGGAGAAUCAUCAAUAUCAUCAAAUACUGCUGUUGACCCUUCUGGUAUGACUAGAAAAGUUCCCAUUGAGCCAUCGCCUAUGCCAAGUACUGGAGCAGGUAGUCUCACAAGUGUUCCGCAGAUGCCAGCUAAUCAAAUGAGCAUACGUGUGGGUGCCAAUAUCACCAAUGAAAAUCAGAUCAGGGCUCCUAUUGAUAAUGGUGCAACUAUGCUGUUUGUUGGAGAAUUGCAUUGGUGGACAACUGAUGCAGAACUUGAGAGUGUUUGUUCUCAAUACGGAAGAGUCAAGGAGAUCAAGUUCUAUGACGAAAGAGCUAGUGGUAAAUCUAAGGGUUAUUGCCAAGUUGAAUUUUACGAGUCAGCUGCUGCAGCUGCUUGCAAAGAGGGAAUGAAUGGGUUUAUGUUUAAUAGCCGAGCUUGCGUUGUGGCUUUUGCUUCUCCUCAAACAAUAAAGCAAAUGGCGUCUUCUUACAUGAACAAAAGCCAGAAUCAGCCUCCGGCACAGGCACAGGCACAGGCAAGAAGGCCUAUGAAUGAUGUUGCUGGGAGGGGUGCCACAGUGAAUAAUUAUCCAGUUGGAGAUGGUGGGAGAAACUUCGGAAGGGGUGGGUGGGGCCGUGGUGCACCAGGUGUUCUCAAUAAAGCUCCUGGAGUUGGAGGACCAAUUAGGGGAAGAGGAGGCAUGGGUGUUAAGAGUAUGAUGGGAGGUGCUGUUGGUGUGGGAGGCGGCAUGAAUGGGGGAGGCUAUGGACCGGGUCUAGGUGGUCCUGCAUUCGGUGGUCCUGGUGCUGGAAUGAUGCCUCCACAGGCAAUGAUGGGAGCUGGAUUUGAUCCAACAUACAUGGGUAGAGGGGCUGGCUAUGGAGGAUUUGGAGGAGCUCCUGGCUUUCCAGGCAUGCUUCCUCAAUUUCCCUCUGUCAACACGAUGGGACUUGCAGGGGUAGCUCCUCAUGUCAACCCAGCAUUCUUUGGUCGUGGUAUGGCUCCUAAUGCUAUGGGGAUGAUGGGUACUUCAGGAAUGGAAGUGCCAGGCAUGGGAAUGUGGUCUGAGACCGGCAUGGGUGGAUGGGGAGAAGAGCAUGGAAGAAAGACUAGAGAAUCAAGUUAUGGUGCUGAAGAUGGUGCCUCUGACUAUGGUUAUGGAGAGGCAAGUCAUGAAAAGAAUGGACGCUCAAGUGCUGCCUCUCGGGAGAAAGAGAGACCUUCUGGUCGUGACUGGUCGGGGACGUCUGAUAGGAGGCACCGUGAGGAGAGGGAGCAGGACUGGGACAGAUCUGAAAGGGAUCAUCGGGAGCCCCGUCACAAGGAGGAAAAGGAUGGCUAUAGAGAUCACCGAAAGAGAGAACGCGACUCAGGUUAUGAUGAUGACUGGGAUAGGAACAAGGCUUCUUCUAGGCAUCAGAGCAGGUCACGGGCAGUGCCUGAAGAAGAUCACAGGUCAAGGUCACGUGAUGCAGAUUAUGGAAAGAGGAGACGUCAGCCAUCAGAGUGAUACAAUUUGACUAUGCCUUUACAUGUGGACUUAUUUUCUGUCCUCUUGUGUCGCGAAACCAGAACAGCAGCCUUUGCAGUUUCUACUUUGACCUAAACUGCAGAAAAUGACCUCUUGGGGGAAGAAGUAAGUUCUAUCAUAAGGAUGAGAGAGUGCCUUAAUUCUCUCGUUUCUUUCUUACUGGAUUUACUGAACAUCAUUAGAUGAAUCCUAGUAUUUGUGUGCUAAAAAACUUCUCUUGCUUGCAUACGGAUGGUUAUGCUUGUAAGGCUGGAUUAGAGCAUCCCACUGUUGAUGAAUUCAUUGAACUUAUGUUUAUUCUGGAUAAUCUGUCUGUCGGUUCGUGAACUUGAUCUAAAUUUGUCGUGUUUUUCUGGAAUCCUGUGUUCUUUUAAUUGUUUAGUGAAGGUUCAGAAUUAUAGAUAGACUGAGCCUGUUACCUUCAUAUUGGCUACCUGUUUCUUGUUUCACUAACCAUUUAGUGGGAAUGAAUUACCGUUAGCUUUCUUCAUCAAGUGUUACUGAUUUACUCGUUUUACUUGCAUGCUAUAAGUCAAUAACUCUGUCCAGGGUAUGCUCACACACCUAUCUACUCCAACCGAUUCCAUCAGUGCUUUGCAUGAUUUGGGAACCAAAUAAUUCCUUUAGUUUUCUAUUGAAAUUACAAAAAAGUAAAAGUUUGAGCUUGUGCUUUGGUGCUUCUUCAUUUUGUAUUUUAGUUUGGUAAAUCGUUGCUACUUGCCUGUGUGGUUAGUUCUAGUUUUUGCUUUUCUUCUUUCACAUAGUUGCAAAGUCUCUCAUGUGAUUUCCAUUUUCCGUGUUAGUUGUUAUUGAUUCAAACAUACCCAACUGUAUGCAUUUUCUCUUUUGCUCUCUGAAAGCAGUAUAUCAUAUGUGAUGUUCUCGCAUGCGUGGCUCUUAAUUGAAAAUUUUCUAUGUGGAGGUUUCUGAGAUGAGACUCUUGAUUAUUUCCUGUUCUUGUCUUGGCGAAUGUUUUUGGAGUAUGUUAUAUUACUCUUGUCAGUCUGCUUGAGGUGUCUGGUGGUUUAGAAAAGACUGUGUCGAACCAUUCAACACCUAUAGAAUUAGAACAACAUGUGGCUCUACUAUCAUAAUGGUUCUUACUUCAAACCUAUGAGUUUGGUUGAAGUGUGCUGUUACUUUUGGAUCGCAGAUUCAUUUCAAUGUUUGUUAGUUAUUUCUUCCGCUUGGUGGCUGAACCAGUUGAUUUUGAUAGCAUGAUUAGUGUCAUGUAAGUGUGAUAUUGAUCGCCACAGGAUGUCGUUGUCAGGAAAUGGCUAGGUAUCUGUUGAAUGGCGUAGCUUUCAGGAAUUUUAGUUGUGCUCUUUCUUGCAAUUUGGCACGUGUCUUGUGGCUUGAAUAUUCAGCUUCUUUAAUUGUCCAUUGACUUGGGGGUUUUCUUUUAUUAUCAAUCCAGGGAGUGCAGUGGACUACUCCUAUUUUUUCAAUGAUUGAAUUCAACUGUAAUGGUUGCUUGGAGGAAGAUGUGUUAGAUGGCUGUCUUCACUGGAUUCCUCCCUUGGUAGUAGUUUGUUUUUGCAAAGGUUUCGAAAGAAGCCACAAUUGUCAUUGGCUCAUGACGACCUGGUGUCGUUUUUAUUUAUUUAUGUAAAUCACCAUUGUCUCUCUCAAAAUGUGUAAAUUUGGUCCUUGGCAUGUAAGUGGCCUCUUUUGAUAGCAUCUUUGAUCUGUAUUUUGCCCUGUGAGUCAGCUUUUAUUGCUGCAAGGUCCAUAUUUGUACAUGACGCCCCUUGUAAUUGCAUUAUGUAAUCUGUUAUACCCUAGAAGAGCCGGAGUAGAGGCCGCAAAUAGUUCAUAGUGACUUCCUUAUGUAAUCUUGUCAGUACAAGUCACAAACACAGAUGAGGAGUCACUGAGGACUUGUCAUUUGCAUGUAAAUAACUUUUGGCAUAGCUCAGACUCAUUCUUUUAGGAGUAUUCAGAAGUGCAGGCUGCUGCUUGCAGAUGGCUGGGACUGAACAAAUUUUGUUGUCCUGAGGUCAUAUUAUGCAUGUCGAUUUCUGUAUCGGCACCUAGAAAGGUAUCGGUUGUAUCGUAUAUAGCAAUUCUUUGUACAGAUCUUCAGUUUGUAACUUGCAAGAGAUUUGUAGAUUUCUUCCAUUGAUUCGGGACAUUGUAGAGAAUCUGAUACAGUGUCUGAUAGGUAGCUUCUUUGCGGAUUUUGUACUCAGGUAGUUCGUUUCUCUCUUGUGUGAAGUGCACAAUUGUGCAUUUUUCUUGCGACCUUGUUAUUCUCUUGGUUACUAUCUGUACUUUGAUUAAAUUGGAAUUCAAAUC
Messenger RNA from Linum trigynum, 6146 nucleotides. The record is from the annotation of a GenBank genome assembly. NCBI's taxonomy places the organism in Eukaryota, Viridiplantae, Streptophyta, Magnoliopsida, Malpighiales, Linaceae.